UCGCCGGCGGCGGCCGCCGCAUCAGGUGACAGCCCGGAAGCAGCGGAAGCGGAUGAGGGUAGCGCGGCCGCGGCCCUGGGGGGCGGCACGGAGCUGCGGGAGCCUCGGCCUCCUCCGGGCCGCCUGCGCGGCCCUCAUGCGGCGCCCUUGCUGACACCUGAAACCCGCCGCUUGCCGUCCUCCUGGGGACCGCGGGGUUCGCCGGGCCCGCCGCCCUCGGCGGUUGAAGUCGGCGGCUUGCGGGCCCGCGGUGGCCGCCCAUGGAGAAGGCCGGGCGGGGAGGCGAUGGCGCCCCCCGGGGGCCCGUACUGCACAUCGUGGUGGUCGGCUUUCAUCACAAGAAGGGCUGCCAGGUUGAAUUCUCUUACCCGCCCCUGAUUCCAGGAGAUGGUCAUGACAGCCCCACUUUACCUGAAGAAUGGAAGUAUUUGCCCUUCCUUGCCUUACCAGAUGGCGCACACAACUACCAGGAAGAUACUGUCUUUUUUCACUUGCCACCCAGAAAUGGAAAUGGAGCCACAGUAUAUGGUAUCUCCUGCUAUCGACAAAUUGAAGCCAAGGCAUUGAAAGUACGGCAAGCAGAUAUCACCAGAGAGACCGUUCAGAAAAGUGUCUGUGUUCUAAGCAAGUUGCCUCUCUAUGGCUUACUUCAAGCAAAACUUCAGCUCAUUACACAUGCAUAUUUUGAAGAGAAGGAUUUUUCCCAAAUUUCCAUUCUAAAGGAGCUUUAUGAACAUAUGAAUAGUUCCUUGGGAGGAACUUCAUUAGAAGGAUCCCAAGUAUAUCUUGGUCUGUCUCCUCGAGAUCUUGUGCUUCACUUUCGACACAAGGUCUUAAUCCUGUUUAAACUAAUUCUUCUUGAAAAAAAGGUUCUCUUUUAUAUUUCUCCAGUGAAUAAAUUGGUGGGUGCCCUGAUGACUGUGUUAUCCCUUUUUCCAGGCAUGAUUGAACAUGGUCUCAGUGACUGUUCUCAGUACAGACCCCGAAAGAGUAUGUCUGAAGAUGCUGGGCUUCACGAAAAUAAUCACCCUGCAGAUGAUUUUGUUUCUAUGUCUGCUCCUGACAUUUCAAAUACCAACUCAGGAACUGUUAAGAAAAUCAUGACAGGAAACCACGGAGGAGAUGCUGUCAUUAAGACCGAAGAACCAUUGCUCCAAGUAGAAGAUGACAGCAGCAAAGGACAGGAACCCAGUGAAACCAGUCAAUAUUUGAAACCUCCUUCUCGCCCAUCUCCAGAGUCUUCAGAAAGUGACUGGGAGACCUUGGAUCCUAGCAUCUUAGAGGACCCUACCUUGAAAGAAAGGGAACAGGGGUCAGAACAGACAAACUCAUUUCCAAAGGAGUCUAUGCCCUCAGACAGUCCUCCAAUUACUGUACAACCUCAAGCUAAUACAGGCCAGGUGGUACUGAUACCAGGGCUAAUUUCUGGUUUGGAAGAAGACCAAUAUGGCAUGCCCCUGGCCAUCUUCACAAAGGGAUAUCUGUGUUUGCCUUACAUGGCAUUGCAGCAGCAUCAUCUUCUCUCUGAUGUCACCGUCCGUGGAUUCGUUGCUGGGGCUACUAACAUCCUUUUCCGCCAGCAGAAGCACCUCAGUGAUGCCAUUGUGGAGGUAGAAGAAGCUCUGAUCCAGAUCCAUGAUCCAGAACUCAGGAAGCUGCUUAACCCAACCACUGCAGACCUCAGGUUCGCAGAUUACCUAGUGAGGCACGUGACAGAGAACCGGGAUGAUGUCUUCCUGGAUGGCACAGGCUGGGAGGGAGGUGAUGAGUGGAUCCGAGCCCAGUUUGCAGUCUACAUCCACGCACUCCUGGCUGCCACACUGCAGUUAGAUAAUGAAAAGAUAUUAUCGGACUAUGGGACAACCUUUGUUACAGCAUGGAAGAAUACUCACAACUACAGGGUGUGGAACAGCAACAAGCAUCCGGCACUUGCAGAAAUAAAUCCGAAUUGCUUGGGGUCAACCGCAAUCCUGAAGCAAAUGAUCCUUUUCGUGACUCAUCAUCAGAAGGUCGGUAGUAACCUAACACUACAUCACAGUAAAUGCCCUUCACCUCCCUUCAUCUCAUCACUAGGCAUUUUACCAUUCCACAUCAUCACAAGAAGAGGAAGGCCAUCCUUUUCAAGGCCAGUACUCCGUGUCAGACAUGAAGUUAAGAUUCUCACAGCCAGUCAGUUGGAGGAGCUUUUUCCAGUGCGAAGACAGCUAUGUCUUCGUGGCUUUCUACUUUCACCAGUCCUGCCCCCCAGAGUCUCACUGAGCCCCCUGACGGGAAGCCCUGAGCAAGGCGUCCAGAGACUGCUGUCGCUUCCUUAGGUUUAAAUGUCUCCUGUCUGUCUGCUGCUCCCAGACUGUUCUCUUCAUCGGCCACAGGUCCACAGCAGGGGACCAGGACGUCGAACUGUUUACAGGGACGGUUGUCCUCUGUCUAAUUGAAUGUCGCAGGAUGCUGGAAAGAUGAAAUCGCAGCCAUAGCAGGGAUGGCUUUCCAGGUUGGGGUUUAAAUUGACUACUUUUAUUUCAGUCUGAGCCUGAUUAAAACACAGUGAAACUUCUAAUGAAUUUUCAGUUCUGAUAGUGUACAUUUGUUUACUUUAGACAAGUUUUUACUUAUGUAAAUUUUGUUCUCUUUUCCUGUUUGAAUAUCCAGAUGGCCACUGUCAUUUAUAUGUGCUAAAAUUAAGUUAUAUUACUAUUCUAAUUUCUCUCAAGAUGGCCCUAAAAUGUGCUUAUAAAGUUAAGGGGCCAUACAAUCCAGCCCUUUGUUAUUACUUUGCUGAGUUAUAUGAUGAUUUUUUUUGUCGGUUUUCUGUCCACAAAAUAUAUUUAUCAGUUCACUUCCUCCCAGAAAUAUGAAAACCAGAGGUGGUAGUUCUGAGGAUGGAGUGUUUUGUUUCAUGUUUUUAAUUUAUUCUUUCCCAGUCCUAAACACUUGCUCUGAGGUGUCAAGGAGUGUCACUGCGCUUUCUUCCUCUUCCCAACUGUGCAGGUGGGUGUGCAGAGAAAUAGCAUGGUGCCGGUUGCAGUGGCGUUCAAGCAGGUUCACAUGAGUGUAUUUACAGUGGAGACUCUGGAAGACUUCGGUGUUAGUUCUGUCAACCCUAAUUAUGUUGCAGUCUUCUACAAGCAUUUUUUAACCCACAGUUUGUGCCUUCUGUUUCUUCUUUUGAACCGUUUUCCAUGGGUGUUUACAGAUGUACAGGUUUUUUUCUUAGUCUUCAUACAGCUUUUCAAGGCGUUUGGCCUUCCCACUCCCUGAUGAAAAAUCCUCCUGUAAUCAGUCCCUACCCCCUUAUGAAAGUAUUUAUAAAAGAAAAACAAGAUGAUCGAUAAAUAUUAAGUAGAAAUCUCAUCUUUGCUCACAUUUAGAAAACCAAGAGGCAAGAGAAGAAAAACACAGCCACAGUUUUCACAAAGGACCUCUGGUUUCACUUUAGAUACAUGCGUGUGUGUGCUAUCUACUGAAGAUUUUUACACAACUGGACCUCCUGUAUCUGCUGUGCUCAGCUCUCAUUUGCUUUUCAAGGGGACUUUGGAUGGGUGUUCUCAGGGAGUACUUAACAGGGGACAAACUGCUUGUUCAGUAACAAAGGACACUUGGAAAAUACAUUGUGAGUAUGAUCUACAUAUGAUAGAGUAUUGGGAAAACAUUUAAUUAAGGAGAACACUUGAUUAUAUUUGAUUUAUCCCUUAAGAACGGGGCGCCUGGCUGGCUCAGUUGGUAGAUCAUGUGACUCUUGAUCUCAGGGUCAUGAGUUCAAGCCCACAUUGGAUGUGUAGCCUACUUAAAAGAAUAAAAUAUUUUUAAAAAAUUAAGUGUUUACUUAAGAAGUAAAUUUUUCUAGAGCAUGUGGAAUGGACAUAGGGACGUAAUUCUAAAUAUCUCUAAAUUUUCCAAUUUGUGUUUUAAUACAAGUCCAGCAAAUCUGAAAGUGUAUUUCCAUUUGAGACAAUAACUCAGAAAUUCAGUGAUCAUCAGUGAAAGGGCUUAUGGUGAGAACUCUUCUUAAUUCCACUUCUGCUGGGAAACAGCCUUCUCAGGAAAUAUUAUUUGAAGAGAAGAAAAUAAUACCAAACAAAACCUUAAAAGGUACUUUAAUCAGUGUUGCACUUAAAGAAUUCAUUCUAACAUUUUGUUUCAUGAGGCCACAUCAUUAGUUGGAGUGUCAUAGUGUGGUUGUGCCUUUGGUGUGCAGUUGUUACCUCUCACCUGCCCAAAGUUUACAGAGCUGAGAGCACCGUGACAGGUGAGCCAGCACACUGCUUGUCCAUCCUCCAGUUUGGAUGGUGUGAGGGCUUAGGGUAAACUCCCAUCUCUCACUCUUCAGAAGCAGGCCAAUCCACAUUUUGAUACCCCACUGAAAUAAAAGUAGUUUACUUUAGGAUCACUUGUUCCCCAUUUUUAUAUAUACUUUUAAUGAACUUUCUGUUAAUGUUUCUGGUUAAGAGUUCAACUCUUAAGGUGGUUAUUUAACUGGCUUUCAACAUAAAUUGAGUAUCUCAAAAGAUAGAACUUUUGUUGGAGAAGUAGUCAAAACACCGAACCAUAUUUCCUUCAGGUUCUGGGAGGCAUUGGAGUUUUCAGGGAGCAUAAGCUAAUAUGUUGUUGGCAGGGGCCUGGGGGCAGCCAGCACACUUGAUGUCAGGAAGCCUGGCCCUUGUCGCAUGAGCCUGCAUGCUUGUCCCUUGGAUUCCAGGUGUCAGCUAAGUGGCCAGCCCCAGAGGCUGUAGCCUCCUUGGCUCUUUGAGCGAUGGAAGCCAACCUUAGGCCAUCUUUGGACAUCUCAGUAGUAAAGGUGGAUGUUUCGUUGGGCCAUACUUGCUCCAGUGCUUUUCUGUCUAAGAAUUGAGUAUUUGUAAGUAGGCCUGAGGGAGUUAGGGUCAGCCAGGCUUUUCCAGGGUGUGCCAGGCACAUGGACUGCAUCUGUAGCUUGCUGCUGCCCUCACUGCCAUCUAGGUAAGUCAAAGGAGUGCUGGCAGUAAGUCCCUGGCAUUAUUUAGUUCCUACUAAGGCAUUGUAAUGACAGUUUACAUAGGGAAGGAAAAGAGUUAAGGCUACCAACUGCCUGUCGUGGGCUAAGUGAAUAGAAAAAGUUGCAUGUCAGAGUGAGGUGUAGUUAUCUUGAGUAUGCAUUUGACUCUUGUAACUAGGGUGAAUAGCCUGUCCCCAGAUCCACUAGUGAUGUGCUAGCGCCCAGGCUCUAAAACAAUCCUCAUCUACUUUUUGCUCUAAGAAACAGCAGAAAUAUACAUGGGCAGCGAACCAGAGCAAAUGACGUGAUUUCCUCAACCUUAUCUUGCUUUCUGAGUUCUAUAUUAAGCAUUGCUUUUUUUUUUUUUUUUUUAAGAGUAGUUUACUUUAGAAAGGCAAGGAGAAAGCGUAUUAGAAGGGAGACAAGUAGACAAGUUAGAAGUCGCAAGGCUAAGAAACAAGUUACUUAAAACCUGAAUGAAGGCAUUUUGAGAGCAGUAUUUAAUGUGCUAAAGGUUAUAAGAAUUCUUCUACAAAGAAGUUAGAAUUUUAAUCUACUAACUGCAGGUUUUAAAAUGAAGCUAUAACAUUAUCUCCCUGACAGGCAGGUUUUGUUUUUACUUUGUUUUGUGGAAGUUAUAGCCAGCCAGUGUUUUUUUUCCCUCUGGGCCUCAUGAUGAGUUGGGGAGCAGUCAGCUCUGUGAGGGGCAGUGAGCUGAUCUUGAACCGCAUGAACUUUUAUCUGGGUCAGCAGUUUCUGGAGGUAGCCUUUUAGAAUGGUAGCUGCUAAAUAUCACCCACGUUUCAUUGGGCAGUUGGUUGGGACUGUUGAAAUGACAUCACGAUUUGCAUGCUCUGAUUCUUUGACCAGAGGUGGCACAGCAUUUGCGGCCUUUCCACCCAAAUCAGUGGUAGCCCCUGAGGCUGACAGGGAGUGCAGUCCCAGCUUCUAGAAGAUGAUUGUCCUUCCACGCGACACAGCAUGCCACUAGGAGUUUUUCAUUCCAGGUCUUUGGACUUCAUGACAUUGGAAUUGUUUUGUCAUAAUUUCUAACAUUCCAUAAAUAUUUGUCAAGGACAAAGAAAAGGAAUGUGGACCUUUAUUCUUUUCGUAUAAAUAACUUUGUACACAUGACUUCCUCUUUCCUAUGAAGGGGAAGAAAUUAGCUCCUCCCUUGUGUGGUAACUCCAGAAUUAAACGAUUGUGCACGUAGAGGGGUUGAGUAUAUUUUGUAAAACUCUAAUGAUUUGUAUUUCUGUGCUGUUCUGAAGUUUACCUUUUUACUUACAUUAAUUAAAGAUAUAGAAACUAUAUAUUUAAAUCAUGUAAAUGGGAUACAAUUUAGGGGGUUUUUUCCAGCCUUAUUUUUCAUCAGCUUCUCACAUACACAUAGUAUGCUGCUCAAACUUUUUCAUGUGCAAUAUAAACAUUUGAACAUUUCAGUCAGGUACUGAGCCAGAAAAGGUAAUUGAAGUUUUUAAAGAAAGCUUCUGUGCUUAGAAAAUAUUUGUUUUCUUGAAAUAUUAAUAAUUUAUAGCUGGAAAAAACGGGAUCAAGACUUAUGUGUUUCAGGCCACUUGGUCAUUGUUUCCUAAGUUUAAGAAGCAUUUGAUUAACAAGUUGGUGAAGGCAUUUAGUGGUCACAAAAACAGUUAAACAUUUGAGAUUAAAGGCUUCCCACAAACCCUCUCUAAGAAAGUUUAGCUAAGAAAUCUUAGAAAGUUUUCUGAGGAGGUUUAGCUGUGGCACAUGUUUUGAUCGGAAAAAUAGUUCCUCUUUGCUCCAGUAGUUUUAUAAUUUGUACUAGUUCUUUGUUUCUGUUGUCAUUUGUUUAAAAAAAAAUGUUAAAAUUAUAAAUCACGUCUAAUCAUAGUGAAUUGUAAAACUUCUACUGUAUCUUUAUUUUAAGGAAAAAUAAGAAUAAAAUUAUCCUGUUUGUCCUGCA
Messenger RNA from Lutra lutra (Eurasian river otter), 6917 nucleotides. RefSeq names its product AVL9 cell migration associated (gene AVL9). Bases 261 to 2315 code for a protein of 684 amino acids. The record is from RefSeq and is a predicted model, not a curated record. NCBI's taxonomy places the organism in Eukaryota, Metazoa, Chordata, Mammalia, Carnivora, Mustelidae. The transcript has 16 exons. Gene Ontology annotation, cellular component: cytoplasm.